GUACAUGCACAAGCAGACUCUGCAACCCACCACCACGACCCAACCUUCGCAGUCUGCUGCCGUCUUCGCAUCGCCGAGCAUGAGCCUCGGCUCCCCCUAAAUCAUUCGGGGCACCUCGACGGAAUCUAUAGACACCGCGCGCUGUGCCUCUUCCGGACUCUAUCCGCCCAACAUCCGCCAUCAUGAACAUCUCCCAGCCCGUGGCCUCGGCCAUCGCGGCUGUCGACUUCGACUUCCUCACCCCUCGCGAGAUCAAGUCUAUGUCUGUCAAGAGGAUCGAGAAUCCGACGACAUUCGAUACUCUGCUGAACCCCAUUCCCGGAGGCUUGUACGACCCGGCUUUGGGGGCCUGGGCCGAUUCACUCUGUACAACAUGCAACCUCGGCCCUGCGACCUGUCCCGGCCACGCCGGCCACAUCGACCUUCCGGUUCCAUGCUACCAUCCAGUCUUCAUGGACCAGGUCUUGCGCUUGCUACGUGCCCAGUGCCUUUACUGUCACGGGUUUCGCAUGCGCCGUGUUGACCUCGAUCUCGUCGCCUGCAAACUGCGCCUGCUUCAAUACGGUCUCACGCGGGCCGCCAAUUACCUCGACGAAAUCACUCCGGAGACGGAGGGCAUCGAGAUCGCCGAUGGGCCUGCCGACGAUGUCGACGAGGAUACCGUCGCGGACAAGGUCAGCCGCAUGUACAAAGCCUACACAGAAAAGGCUCUCCGCGGUCAUCGAAUUUCAAAUGAGGACAUUCGGUCGGGGAAGCAUGAGGGUGCUUCCGAAACACGCCGGGAGGUGCUCAAGGCCUUUUUCAAAGACAUGACUGUCGGACGGCUUUGCAAGUCUUGCAACGGAAUUUCUCCCAGCUACAGAAAGGACAAAUUUGUCAAAAUCUUUGAGAAGUCUAUCAGUCUCAAGGAUCAAGCCAAGAACGCCAUGCGCAAUUUGAAGCUCAAGGAUGCCCUCGUGAUCCGCACAAACGCCAAAGCUGCUGCGGCGAAGAAGCCCUUUGGUGAUGACCACGAUGAAGGCGUGGCCGACAUUGAUUCUCAAUCUGACGAGCAAGAAGAUAAUCAAGAUGAGGAGGGUACGGGAGACGAGCUUGAUGAGAACGGCGACAUCGUCAUGGGUGAUGCUACCAUCAAGACACCUAGCAAGUCUAACAAAGGGCAGAAGCCUGCAAGCUUGCCCCAACGCUAUGUCAGUACGGUUGAGAUCCAGGAGCGCCUCCGCCUUCUCUUUGAAAAGGAGCAGGAGAUCAUGGCUCUGGUCUACAACGCCCGGCCGAAUGACCCUUGCAGACCGCAGCCACCAAUCCUGGCGGACAACUUCUUCAUCCAGACAAUACUCGUCCCGCCAAACAAAUACCGGCCUGAGGCGCGCCAGGGCGAGGGCCAGAUCACCGAGGCUCAGCAGAACUCCCUCUAUAAGCAGAUUCUUACUGCUUGUGGGAGGAUACAACAGCUCCACCGCGAAAUGUCGACAACUCGCGACCCAGAUAUGGACAGCGUCGUUCGGCAUCGCAACAUGUCGGAAAUGCACGAGGCCUGCGUUCAACUUCAGGAUUGUGUCAAUUCGCUCAUCGACCGCGACAGGAACCCUAUCCGAGGUGCUGCUGGGAAGCGCAACGAGGAUGGUAUCAAACAGAAACUGGAGAAGAAAGAGGGUCUUUUCCGCAAAAAUAUGAUGGGGAAGCGUGUCAACUAUGCCGCUCGCAGUGUCAUUUCACCAGAUCCGAACAUCGAAACCAGCGAGAUCGGCGUGCCACCCGUCUUUGCCAUGAAGCUAACGUACCCCGAGCCCGUCACGAGCCACAACUUCCGUGAGAUGCAGCAAGCGGUCAUCAACGGUGCGGAUAAGUGGCCCGGCGCGGCUGCGAUCGAGAACGAGAACGGCCAGAUCAUCAAUCUCAAGAACAAGUCCGCCGAAGACCGCGUUGCCCUCGCCAACCAGCUGUUGGCCCCUACAAGUCACACUUAUAGCGGCAUCAAGGGCAAGAAAGUGCACCGUCAUCUGGGCAAUGGCGACGUUGUCCUGAUGAACCGACAGCCGACACUACAUAAGCCGUCCAUCAUGGGUCACAGAGCCAGGGUCUUGCCUGGCGAGAAGACCAUUCGUAUGCACUACGCCAAUUGCAACACAUAUAACGCCGAUUUCGACGGAGAUGAGAUGAAUAUGCACUUUCCACAAAACGAGGUGGCGCGUGCAGAGGCCAUGAACAUCGCUGAUACGGAUCACCAGUAUUUGUCUGCUACUGCUGGCAAGCCAUUGCGAGGUCUGAUUCAAGAUCACUUGUCUGUCUCAGUUGCUCUUUGCAACAAAGACACUUUCUUCGACAAGAACGCGUAUCACCAGCUUGUGUACAACGCUCUGCGGCCGGAAAGCGGACACAUCACAAGUGAACGCUUGCAACUCGUUCCCCCUGCCGUCUUGAAACCUGUCAAGCGGUGGACCGGAAAGCAGGUCAUCACUACGAUUCUUAAAAACAUGAAGCCAGCUGGUUGUGGAGACCUCUGGCUGACUGGCAAAUCUCAGGUCGGCCCUACCCCGUGGGGCAAGUUCACAGAAGAAGGUUCUGUCUUGAUCCAAGAUGGCGAGUUCAUCACAGGUAUUCUAGACAAGGCCCACCUCGGUCCUGCCGCCGGAGGCUUUAUCCAUUCCAUUCACGAGGUUUGGGGUCCUGAGCUUGCUGCUAAGCUCUUGAGCUGUAUGGGUCGCAUGCUGACGCGCUACCUCAAUAUGCGGGCUUUCACAUGUGGCAUGGACGAUCUCGUGCUUACUCCCGAGGGCGAAAGACUCCGGAAAGAGACCCUCAAGGAGGCCGAUAAAGUUGGUCUCCAGGUGGCUGCCAAGCAUGUCAGCUUGGGUGAUCAACCUGGCAUUGAUGGCACACAUCCACUCCUGCUAGAGCGACUUGAAGAAGUCAUGAGAGAUGAUUCCAAACAAGAAGGUUUGGAUCACAUGAUGAACUCUGGCUCUCGACUCGUUUCAAGCGCUGUGACCCAAGCCUGUCUCCCUGCCGGCCUCGAGAAGAAGUUUCCGAAAAACCAAAUGCAGUCUAUGACUAUCUCCGGUGCAAAGGGUAGUUCCGUCAACGCCAACCUCAUUUCCUGCAAUCUGGGUCAGCAGGUUCUGGAAGGUCGCCGGGUACCUCUCAUGGUCAGUGGCAAGUCGCUACCUUGCUUCAAACCUUUCGAGACACACAUUCGGGCUGGCGGUUAUAUCGUCAACCGCUUCUUAACAGGAAUUCGACCGCAAGAGUAUUAUUUCCAUCAUAUGGCCGGACGCGAAGGUCUCAUUGAUACCGCUGUGAAGACCUCGCGUUCCGGUUAUCUGCAGCGUUGCCUGAUCAAGGGCAUGGAGGGCUUGAAGGUCGCAUAUGACACGUCAGUCCGAGAUGCUGAUGGUACGAUGGUCCAAUUUCUGUACGGAGAAGACGGUCUGGACAUCACGAAGCAGAAGUACCUCAAGGAUUUCUCUUUCGUGCUUCGUAAUCAGACGUCCCAAAUUCAUCAGCUUGGCAUUGGCGAGCGUGGUUGGGAACAAGAUGUUUACAACUCAAAGGACUUUGCGCAAAAGUAUCUCAAGAAGGCCGUUAAGCAGGCGAAAGCGAAUGAUCCAAACACUCUGGAUCCGAUCAUGACAGAGCUCAAUCCGAAUCGGCAUGCCUUUGCUACGUCAGAAAGCUUCUAUGAGAAGGUCACCGACUACGUCAAGACCAAUGCCGACAAUCUCAUCAAGGAGAAAGGAGACAAGAGUGCCAAAACUUCGACUAGCAAGACACCUUUGGUGCCGCGCAAGUAUGCCGAAAAGAUUUUCCACUCGAAGUACUUGAGCUCUUUGGUUGAGCCUGGCGAGGCUGUCGGAAUCGUUGCCGGACAAUCCGUUGGAGAGCCUUCUACUCAAAUGACUCUGAACACUUUCCAUUUGGCAGGACACUCGGCCAAGAAUGUCACGCUCGGUAUUCCCCGUCUACGAGAGAUCCUCAUGACAGCUAGUGAUCACAUUUCUACGCCUUCCAUGACUUUGAUCCUCAACAAAGAGCUUUCGGAGGCCGAGCGCGAAACAUUUGCCAAGGCCAUCAGUAUCCUGCCGCUCUCCCAUGUCCUCAACCAAGUCGUUGUCAAGGAGCGUAUGGGCAGAGGCGCCGGACAUGCCAUUGCCAAGAUGUUCGACGUGCGCCUCGAGUUUUUCCCCUCUGUGGAGUACCGUAAAACUUACGCCAUCAGCACAUCUGAUGUGCUCAAGACGGUGGAAAUGAACUUUCUCAGCAAACUCGAGGCGGCCAUCAAGAAGGAGAUCAAGGCAAAGUCAGAGGCUCGGGACGUGCCUGAUGUUGGUACCUCGUCAGGCACAAUAGAGCAAGCGCGUCCAGACGCAGUGGUUGAACGUGACAUCGAUGACGAUGAUGAUGAUGACGACAUUGGCGACGGAGACGCCACAAAUGACAAGCAGAGGGCGAAUCGCGCCCAAGCUGUUUCCUACGGGGCCAACGAUGAUGAAGAUGACGAGAUCCAACGGCAGAUGCGCGAAGGCACACCUGAAGAUGAAGACGCAGACGGUUUCGAAGACGAAGGCUUUGGCGGCAGCCCGCCUGUCUCAUCAGAUGAUGAAGACAGCGACAGCAACGCAGUAGACGGUGAUGGAAAACGCAGGUCCAACGACAAAACAAGCCGUGGUCGAGAAGCACGUGUGAAAGAAAGGAUUCCGAUGGUAUCGCGUUUCGAGUGCGACGAGAGGAAGGGCGAGUGGUGUGACUUCACCCUCGAGUUCGACUCCAACAUUCCCAAGAUCCUCAUGUUGAACAUGGUGCAGGAUGCAGCACGGAAGGCGCUUGUGCAGCAAAUCCCGGGCAUUCGAUCGUGUACCUACGUGGCCGAGGACGAUGUCUUUGAUAUUCGCACCGGCAACACGGAGAAAAAGCCAGUCAUCCACACUAACGGGGUCAACCUGGUGGCCAUGCAGAACUACGGCGCCUUCAUCAACCCGAACGCAAUCCAGACCAACGAUAUCGCCGCCGUUCUCAAGACUUAUGGUGUUGAGGCUGCUCGAACCAACAUCAUCAAGGAGUUGAGUGGAGUCUUCAGCGGCCACGGUAUCGGUGUGGACCCCCGUCACCUGAACCUCAUUGGCGACUACAUGACCAGGAAUGGCGGCUUUACGGCCUUCAACCGCAUUGGCCUAAAGGGCAAUGUAAGCCCAUUCACCAAGAUGAGUUUCGAGACCACUCUCGGGUUUCUCAAGGACGCAGUCCUAGACGGCGACUGGGACGAUCUCACAACGCCUAGUGGCAGGAUUGUCAUGGGCAAGCUCAGCAAGGUCGGCACGGGAGCCUUUGAUGUGCUGACUCGUGUACACGCCAAAAAUGGCAAGGGCCAUCUCAUGUGAUGCAGGAAUGGUUGGUGAUGGGGAGCUGCUGGGAUGCAGAUUGAGGGUCGAGCUGAGGCAUGUGUGGCGUUCAUGUAGGCGCAGGUGAUUUCGGCGAACCAAAUUGUGUUUUUAAGUCUUGCGUCGUGCUCUCAAUAUUAUCUCCGGCUGUGGAAUAGAUUUGUAUGAUUGUCUACAAGAGUUCUGGUACAUGAGGAGUGAAGGCACUUUCAUGGACGGGGACCUGCUUUAGCUGUCACACCCGGAACUGCCCGCGACUGCAUCAGCGUCAGCCUCAGCCUCGGCCUGAAGUCAUCACGAGCGACAAUAAAUCCUUUGUAUUGUCACGUGUUGUGAGGACAUCCCUGAGGUUGCGGUGUAAUGCCGGGACUCGGGCUUUCGCCUCUUAAGUCGAUCUAGCGGUGCGGGGGAAUUCCUCGAGCGCGGAAUUUGCCGCUCAUGUACCACAGCUGUGGCUGGCAGAC
This is a messenger RNA of Microdochium trichocladiopsis, 5842 nucleotides long. RefSeq lists its product as uncharacterized. Gene Ontology annotation, biological process: DNA-templated transcription. The record is from RefSeq and is a predicted model, not a curated record. Gene Ontology annotation, cellular component: RNA polymerase I complex. Gene Ontology annotation, molecular function: DNA-directed RNA polymerase activity; DNA binding. The coding region runs from base 183 to 5378 and encodes 1731 amino acids. The transcript has 2 exons. NCBI's taxonomy places the organism in Eukaryota, Fungi, Ascomycota, Sordariomycetes, Xylariales, Microdochiaceae.